This is a messenger RNA of Gigantopelta aegis, 1406 nucleotides long. RefSeq lists its product as uncharacterized. Bases 462 to 1172 code for a protein of 236 amino acids. NCBI's taxonomy places the organism in Eukaryota, Metazoa, Mollusca, Gastropoda, Neomphalida, Peltospiridae. The transcript is spliced from 4 exons. The record is from RefSeq and is a predicted model, not a curated record.
CCCGCGUGUCUUAUCAAUAACAGCGCUAGUAUCGGCAACUAUAAAGAACGAGAAACACGAUUACAGCCACCCAUAGAGUAAACGUUGAGAAAGACGGGACACAGUUCAUAACACAAUGUAGUCUUUAGCGAAAGAUAAUUAGUUCUUUUGUUGUUAAUAGUCAACAUGCUGGCCAGAAAUAAUUGCGCCCAUGUCUUACACCACGCAACGCUACACAUCUUUAAUGGUCUUAUAUUCUUUGACAUCUGAAGCAUAACAAAUUAUAACCUUCAUAUCUGUGUACUCUUAGAAUUCUGUUACUUGAUCAGAUAUCAGUAAAACUAGCGUGCUUUUUUAUAUACUGCAUAUAUGAAUAAUUUUUUUGCCUAGAAGGUGAAUAUAUUCUCAUUUUGGGAAAACGCAAUUGCAGAGGAAUAUAGAGAUAUUUCAGAGUUGAAUUUUCAGAUAAAAACAAAAGACUAAUGGCAGGCCAGGUUAACAAGAAAGGUGAUUUCGGUAAAAUCAUGCAUCUUCCAGUACUGAAUAUAUCACCCAGUAACGACCACACGCUAGACGGCGAAUACAUCCAGCCAUGGAGGAGGAGAGACAAGGCACAGAUUCGCGACAGUCUGCCGAAAACCAAACAUAGAGAAGAAUCCAGAUGCACAGAGCGCCCAAGCAAUGUAACACCAGCGAAGUAUGGAAGCGUUUCCUGCAAACCUAAACGUUCUGUGGCGAGAUCGUUCACGGAACGCACACGUGACGCAAUUAGACCAGUCACAGUUGAUAUCCCGUAUCACACGGCCAUUACCCAACCCCCAGCGAAGCGAAACCACACCCCCAAGUUUGACGCUCUCACCAGGACCAUGGUACCCCUCCCACAUCUCUACGACAGAAGCGUGACGACAUGUCACCCAAAGACGGACAUAUCCAGCUGGUGGCAUCAAGUGAAAAAAGACGUUCCAAGGAGGCCUAAGUUUGCCGUUUCGGCGCUAGACAAGUCGGUGAAACUGCCGUACUUCAUCAUAGACGACACCUUUGUGACCAACGUCAGUGGAGUGUUUCGAAGAACAGACUCUUCUGGAUUCGACAAGGAGUAUUCCGUCAACCCAGAGUGGGCCUCGGAGAGACUCCAUCUGCACGGGCACAGGGCGUACCGCACGUGCGGGAUUAGAUAUGGGUGGUGUUUCUGAAGAUAGUGGACUGAGCGAGCGUAUGAUAUAGCUUAUAGGAGUCUCUUGUCUUUGUUUACGGAAGCUGGAAAAAGGUUUUUGGCACCUGUGCUCUAUAAAGUGGCAUUCCUCCUACUGAUGGAAUAGAAUAGAAGACACCCCAGCACGAAAAAUACAUCGGCUAUUGGGCGUCAAACAAUGGUAAAUGUAAACAUUAAAUGAUGAACCACAUCAAUAUAAAAUUUGAACAGUUAA